Messenger RNA from Nothobranchius furzeri (turquoise killifish), 2122 nucleotides. Its product is annotated as secretory carrier-associated membrane protein 2. Gene Ontology annotation, cellular component: trans-Golgi network membrane; recycling endosome membrane. NCBI's taxonomy places the organism in Eukaryota, Metazoa, Chordata, Actinopteri, Cyprinodontiformes, Nothobranchiidae. The record is from RefSeq and is a predicted model, not a curated record. Gene Ontology annotation, biological process: protein transport.
GUGACUGCCGGGCUCCACUCAAGGGACGUGACGUGAGCUCAGUGCACGUGUGUUUUCCGUUUCAUUCAAGGAAGUAGCCAGGAGAAGCAGCUGAAGCGACACAGUUGUUGCAUCCUCUUGGAGAGGAACAAACCCACUUCAUUACCGUUCAAAAUGUCCGGAUUUGAUAGCAACCCGUUCGCAGACCCCACCGCCGACAACCCUUUUAAUGAUCCUGCUGUCACUCAGGCAACCAACCCCAGCGUUGAACCAGUCAGCCAGUACAACCCCAUUCCCCAGCCUAAUGCGAUGGCUGCUGCGGCGCAGGCCAACCUGUUGAGACAGCAGGAGGAGCUGGAGAGGAAAGCUGCCGAGCUGGAUCGAAGGGAGCAGGCGCUCCAGAGCAGAGGCCCAACAGGUAAAGUGAACAACUGGCCGCCACUUCCCAAGUUCUUCCCCAUCAAACCAUGCUUCUAUCAGGACUUUUCUGAGGAAAUCCCUGCAGAGUACCAGAGAGUCUGCAAGAUGAUGUACUACCUCUGGAUGUUUAACUGUAUGACUCUGUUCCUCAACCUGCUGGCCUGCCUGGCCUUCUUCACCACCAGCUCAGCCAAUGGAGUCGACUUUGGCCUCUCUAUUCUCUGGCUCCUUCUCUUUACUCCUUGCUCCUUCCUCUGCUGGUAUCGACCCGUCUACAAGGCCUUCAGGACUGACAGCUCCUUCAACUUCUUCUUCUUCUUCUUUGUGUUUUUUGUCCAAGUGGGAAUCUUCAUCAUCCAGUCAGUGGGCAUCCCUCACUGGGGAAACAGUGGGUGGAUCACUGCCAUGUCUGUCAUGGGUAACCAUGUAGCAGUGGGGGUCAUCAUGGUCAUCGUGGCCAUCCUCUUCACCAUGUGUGCCGUCAUGUCUGUCAUCUUGCUGAAGAUGGUCCAUGGGAUGUACCGCCGCACUGGGGCCAGUUUCCACAAAGCUCAGCAGGAGUUGUCCCAGGGUGUCUUCGCCAGUAAAACCUUCAGUGGAGCAACUUCAGCAGCUGCUCAGGGAGCCUUCCAAGGAAACUAGUGUCCACUGAGCUGCAGAGGCUCCUGACUUCUUCAGAUCUGUAUGUUAUGAGGUCUAGAUAGUAAACCAGAGGUGAUCAACCAUAAAGAUCAGGCCCACUGAGGACUUGCUCUCUGGUUCCUGGCACUGCUGUGGAUCUCAUCUGACCUCCUACUGUGCAGACUUUCCUGUGUGUGGGUGUGUGUGUGUGUGUGUGCGUGCGUGCGUGUGUGUGUGUGUGUGCGCGUGGGUGUGUGUGUGUUUCUCCACAUGUGAUAGGUAUUGCUUUGAUUCUGCUGUGGAAACCAAAAUAAAUCCUGUUAAUGUAUUUCUUUUUGGUUCUUCUAUGUUGAACCUAGCAGUUAUUACUCAGCUAAAGCAAACAUCGGUUUAACAUCUGCUGAUUAAAAUCGGUGUAAAUGUGUUAAAUUGACUGUAAUUUAGUUUUACUUCACAGCUAGUAAUAGUAAUUUAUCACCACUAUGAUGAUUUACUUUGAAGGAGCUUCAACUGAAGCAUGGAAAUAAGAGUCAAUGACAUCUGAUGGCAGGUGAAGUUGUUAUUAAUAUAUUUGUGCCACCAUCUUGUGCCUGUUCAGCCUGAGUCAGGAGAAAUCAUCAGGAUUUAUCUGUCGUCCACCCUGUACCAACAGGUCCAGGUCUCUGCUAAAGUUGGAGUCCAGCAGACUCUUUCCACAAUUUUUUUUUUUUGGGGGGGGGGGGGGGGUGUUUAUUUUUUCUUGAAAUUUUAACUUGUAAUUUAUGCCACGGAGCUCUAAAUUAUUUGGUUUUAUAUUUUUCACAUAAUUGUGUUGAAAAAAGAAAGUUCCUGUUUAUUUAACCAAACCUUUGUUAGGUAUUAGUAAAAGCUGAUGACCUCUAAUAGGUGUGGGUCUGAGCCCUUCCCUGUGUAUGAUCAGUGCCUUUUGUACAUAAACUUUGAACUUGCAGCUAAUGUAAAGCUUUGCUGCCAUAAAUGUUUGUUAUAAAUAAAUCAUGAAAACAACAGGAUUAUUAACACUGAUUUGGCUAGAUUUCAUAUUGUGUCUUGUUAAUAUUGAUCUAUUACAAGCUAAUAAAGCUGGGACACAGGUGGACUCUCA